Molecule: messenger RNA, 3113 nt
Organism: Melanotaenia boesemani (Boeseman's rainbowfish)
Lineage: Eukaryota; Metazoa; Chordata; Actinopteri; Atheriniformes; Melanotaeniidae
Gene: pfkfb2b
Product: 6-phosphofructo-2-kinase/fructose-2,6-biphosphatase 2b
Exons: 17
Coding region: 489-2102 (537 amino acids)
Biological process (GO): fructose 2,6-bisphosphate metabolic process; fructose metabolic process
Cellular component (GO): cytosol
Molecular function (GO): 6-phosphofructo-2-kinase activity; fructose-2,6-bisphosphate 2-phosphatase activity; ATP binding
Source: RefSeq, a predicted model, not a curated record
AGCCUGGUGAUCCAUCCACAGGGGCCCACCAAGAUGGUUUGUACAUAGGGCCCAGAAUUUCGUUCUACGGCCCUGCUUAGGGGGCUGGAAAAUCCUGUCUCACAGAGUCCAGUAAAGUAAAACCUUGAAAACGCCUUGGUCAAGAUCAUUUUAAACACACAGCUUUUUUCCCCUCCAACUGACCCGACGUCUAGGCUAUUAUCAACUUUACGGUAGACGGGGGGUCUGACGUAAAGGUGCACCUCCAGCUUGAAGGGACAGCAGCAAGCGAGUACUCACCUCAGCACCAAGGACAGGCCGAGCAGACAGACUCCUCCGGUCCGGCUGAUCCGGAGGUUUCUGCUGGCGCCCGCAGCGGCGUCGCGAGCUUGCAAGAGUCGUAUUUGAAAACAUCAGACCAGCUUGGACUAUGUCCCGCUGAAAGAACCCUGAUUUAUAUCAAAUAAAUAAAUAAUAAUAAUAAAAAAAAAUUGUGAUCAAAUUUCAACAUGUCAAGCACCCAAAGAGAAAACGGAGCCUCUACAAACUCAGCAGAGGUCAAGAAAUCAGACCAGAGACUGUAUGAGAAGAAAUGCUCAUGGGCUUCCUAUAUGACAAACUCUCCAACAGUGAUUGUAAUGAUUGGCCUGCCUGCAAGAGGAAAAACAUACAUGUCAAAAAAGCUCACACGUUACCUCAACUGGAUAGGAGUCCCAACCAAAGUCUUCAACUUGGGUGUGUACCGCAGAGAGGCUGUCAGAUCCUAUAAGUCCUAUGAUUUCUUUCGCCAUGACAAUGAGGAAGCCAUGAAAAUAAGAAAACAGUGUGCUCUGGUAGCUCUGGAGGAUGUGAAGGCGUAUCUGACAGAGGAGGGGGGUCAGAUUGCAGUUUUUGAUGCAACAAACACAACAAGGGAACGCCGCGACCUAAUUCAAGCUUUUGUGAAGGAGAAUGCAUUCAAGGUGUUCUUUGUGGAGUCAGUGUGUGACGACCCAGAUGUCAUCGCCGCUAAUAUUCUGGAAGUCAAAGUGUCCAGUCCAGACUACCCUGAGAGACACAGAGAGAGAGUAAUGGAUGACUUCCUUAAACGCAUCGAGUGCUAUAAAGUCACUUACCAACCUUUAGAUCCUGAUGAUUAUGACAAGGACCUUUCUUUUAUCAAGGUGAUGAACGUAGGCAGGCGUUUUCUGGUGAACCGGGUGCAGGACUACAUCCAGAGCAAGAUCGUGUACUACCUCAUGAACAUCCACGUGCACUCACACUCCAUCUACCUGUGUCGACACGGAGAGAGCAACCACAAUAUGGAGGGAAGGAUCGGUGGAGACUCUGAACUUUCUACCCGAGGGAAGCAGUUUGCCCACGCUCUGCGUAAUUUCAUUGAUGAGCACAAGCUGUCAGACUUGAAGGUGUGGACGAGCCAACUGCGAAGGACCAUCCAGACAGCAGAGGAGCUCGGCGUGCCUUAUGAGCAGUGGAAGAUCCUGAAUGAGAUUGAUGCUGGUGUGUGUGAAGAGAUGACUUACGAGAUGAUCCAGGAGACAUUCCCAGAGGAGUUUGCUUUGAGGGACCAGGAUAAGUACCACUAUCGCUACCCAGGAGGAGAGUCUUACCAAGAUCUUGUUCAGCGUUUGGAGCCUGUUAUUAUGGAGUUAGAGAGACAAGGCAACGUGUUGGUUAUCUGCCACCAGGCUGUCAUGCGCUGUCUUCUGGCUUACUUCCUGGACAAGAGUGCAGAAGAUCUCCCAUACAUGAAAUGCCCGCUCCACACAGUGCUCAAGCUCACUCCUGUUGCAUAUGGAUGUAAAGUGGAUAUGUUUUAUCUCAACGUGGAGGCAGUAAACACACAUCGAGACCGGCCACUUGAUAAAAUUCCAAGGGACUCCACACUCAUACAUCGCCGGAAUAGUUACACUCCCUUGUCCAGUCAUGACCAGGUCAAGCGUCCCAGGCUCUACAGCGCAGGCAACCAGCCCUGGCUACCACUCGCCCCCACCCCAUCAGCUCUGAUGCCAGAGGGACUGCAAAGCCAAACUCGGAUAGGAAGCGGUUGUCUGAAUCCCUGUGUGAAGGAAUCGACUUUGAUGGCACCGAAGAAUCUAUUGGCUGUGUCCGCUUCUGAGUGAGGGUUGGAUCCUGUUCCUUCUGUCAUUGCAGCACAGUGUGCGGAGGUUCUGUAGUUAUUCAUGAGUCCAAAACAUGCAAAAAUACUUGUUUCUUUUCAUUUUAUUACUGCAUUUUUGAAGAUGUUGACAUGGCGGGAUUAAGUUCACAGAACCAUUUCUUCUUAGAAUAAAGACGCUUGAGCACAAAGUAAAUUUCUAGCUCUCUAUCUUCAUGCUGCAUGCAGAGGCUUUGAACUGGAAGCCUUAUCAUUAAUACCAUGACUAUUUCUGCAUGUGCACUAAAAGAAAUUAUUCAACCAGAAAAUUACUGAAGUGGUGGCACAUUGUCUCUGUAAAUACAGCAAUGUCUUAUUUAUAUUGACAGAUUUAGCUUGUCUUUAUGAAUGUAAUAAGUACAGGACAUGUUAUGCAUUAUAAACAUAAUAAAUGAGUUUUCACAACAGCAUAUGGAACAUUAUAGAGUAGAUGGUAUAGAAGUAUUUUUAUAAUAAAGAACUACAUUAAUGAUAUAUAACCAUUGUGUAGCUGAGAUUCUUGUCAACAGGAUUCCUGCACCAUCAUCUGCUGCAUCAUUAUUAAUAUGAAUAUAGUCUGGUUAUGUAGAAAUAAAAGUAGUUUAAUCUUCUUUUGGGGGCAUUCUGUUGUUUGAACUGUUAAGAAAAUAACUACAUGCAAUAUACCAGCAGUAAGGAAAGAAAUUUGCUAACUGUAUGUGCUAAGUCUGUAUUAGGUGCUGCAACAAACACUGGUUAUCAGAUGCUAAGUCAUUUGCAAAGAAAUACAAGUUACUAAGCAAAAAGGCUUACAUGUUGGCUUUUUAUGUUCAUGUUAUUGUACUACCCUUGAAUCUAUUUUCAUUCUAAGACAAGUAUUUUGUCUCCUCUGACAAAAAAAAAAUUAUUUUGAGAGACGAAGAUAAAAUUUUUGGUUAAUGACUGAGAUGAUUGAAUUAUUGCCCUGCUCAAAUCUGCCUUUUGUGCCUUUUUUAGCAGACAAUAAAAGUACAUUUUG